This is a messenger RNA of Polypterus senegalus (gray bichir), 1464 nucleotides long. Its product is annotated as protein KRI1 homolog. The record is from RefSeq and is a predicted model, not a curated record. Gene Ontology annotation, biological process: endonucleolytic cleavage in ITS1 to separate SSU-rRNA from 5.8S rRNA and LSU-rRNA from tricistronic rRNA transcript (SSU-rRNA, 5.8S rRNA, LSU-rRNA). NCBI's taxonomy places the organism in Eukaryota, Metazoa, Chordata, Cladistia, Polypteriformes, Polypteridae. The transcript has 11 exons. Gene Ontology annotation, cellular component: nucleolus; 90S preribosome. Bases 1 to 1062 code for a protein of 353 amino acids.
AUGGCCAAGAGGACCGGAGGAAGGCUCGGCUCACUUGUUAACCUUUCUGCUUUUGCUUGUAGAAAGUAUGAAGAUGAAGAUGAAAGUGAUGAUGAGGAACGGCAGAAAAUAAAUGAGAGAGCUGCUUCCCCGAGUUACAUAAAGGAGCAGAAGGAGAUCAAAGACAGUUUCCGCAAAUUUAUUGAAGAUAGUGAGGAAGAAGAGGAUGAUGUUGAGCUUCUGACUCGAAGAAUAAAAAGUCAGGAGGAGAAGGAUAAAGAGGAGGAAGACUAUCUACAGUGGUUGAAGGGACAAGGAGAGGCCAGUGCAGAUAUUCAGGAUAUGAAAUACUUGCGAGAUUACUGGAAUGACCCCGACUUGGACGAUGGUGAAAAGUUUCUGCGAGACUACGUGCUUAACAAGGGCUACCUGGAUGAGGAGAAUUCCGAUGGCGAGAUCCCCACAUACGAUGAGAUUGUGCAGGAGGAGGUGGAGGACUCGGAGGAUGAGGGCGAGCUGUUUCUUCAGAAGCAGGCAGACUUUGAGAGACAGUACAACUUUCGCUUUGAAGAGCCUGAUGCCAAUGUGAUCAAAACCUACCCCCGCACAAUCGCCUCUUCUGUCCGGACAAAAGAUGUCCGGAGAAAACUGAAAAGGGAGGAAACUAAAGAGAGGAAACAGAAGGAGAAACAGCAUAAACAAGAGGAAUUGAAGCAACUGAAGAAUCUGAAGAGGCAGGAGAUCCUCGCUAAACUGCAAAAACUCAAAGAGCUGACUGGCAAUGAGACCGUAGGCUUUAAUGAAGGGGACCUGGAGGGGGAUUUUGACCCCCAGCAGCACGACAAGUUAAUGCAGAAAUUUUUUGGGAGUGAAUUCUAUGGACAAGAUGAAUCCUAUAAGCCUCAGUUUGAAGAAGAAGAUGACCUGGAUGGAGAGUGGAAUUGGGACAACUGGACUGGGAACGAUGAAGAUUAUGUGGAAGAAGAGACUUAUGAGCCCUACUGUGAAGAUCCAGGCUUCAUUGUAAGCUUCGUGGUGUCCGAGACUGUCCUGAAUAUUUCUAUUUCAUGUGUAUCAAUGUAGGCCUGCAGGAGCGUGGAGAUCAACCGACUCGGCCGUAACUGAUAGCUGAGCCAGGCUUCAUUCAGAUAUCAAGUGGUUUUGCUUUUGACUUCCCGUGUCCACACCUGGGGAAUUCUGCAGGUGUGACUGGGCCUAGUAAGUCGGUUGAGGAGAGUGAGCUGGCAAUCUUGCCCUUUAUUGUCCAAACGCUUAGCCACUUGGCCGUACUGCUCUUUUUAUUUCCUUGAGGUUUCUUUUUAAAUGCAUCUGUACACCAUUAGAGGCUGAUUUCACACAAAUGGGAGUGGUGCUUGAGCCACACUGUGUUUUACUGAUGAAAACUGCUCCCAACUGGCCUUCCUAAGAAGCUUUCUGUUAUUUGUGGGCCUCCCAGUUUUUCUUGCCUUUGUCACUGCAAAAAAA